AUGGCCAUGCGCGUGUUCUCGGGGAUCCAGCCAACGGGCGUCCCGCAGCUAGGCAACUACCUGGGCUCGCUGCAGAACUGGGUGAAGCUCCAGCAAAACAGCACGGCCGACGACUCGCUGCUGUUCAGCAUCGUUGACCUGCACGCGCUGACAGUGCCGCGCAGCCCGCAGAAGCUGCGGCAGGAGACGCUGGAGAUGGCAGCGUCGAUUGUCGCGUGCGGGGUGGACCCGAGCAAGUCGCUUUUGUUCCGGCAGUCGGCGGUGGCAGCGCACACGCAGCUUCUGUGGGUGCUCGGGUGCAUCACGCCGGUCGGGUGGCUCAACCGCAUGACGCAGUGGAAAAGCAAGCUGCAGCAGCAAGGGCAGCUUGUGGGCCAGACAGAGGCGCUCAACGUGCAUGCGCCGGCGGCCCAGGGCCUGCUGGCCGGGCUGUUCACAUAUCCGGUCCUGAUGGCGGCAGACAUCCUGCUGUACAAGGCCACGCACAUUCCGGUGGGCGACGACCAGGUGCAGCAUCUGGAGCUGGCGCGCGACAUUGCAGAGCAUUUCAACAAGACAUACAAGACGCGGCUGUUCCCGCUGCCAGCGCCGCUGCUGACCGAGUCCAAGCGCGUGAUGUCGCUGCGCGACCCACAGCGCAAGAUGUCAAAGUCCGACCCGAACGAGCAGCGCCGACUGACUCGAUCCGCGGGAUCACGUUCGAUGCGAAAGGAGCGGCCGGGCGUGGCCAACCUGCUGGCGAUCUAUGCGGCGCUCAGGGAGACCGAGUGCGAGCAGGCGGCGGCAGAGCUGCGCGACUGCUCCAAUGCCCAGCUGAAGGAGGCGGUGGCCGAGGCGGUUGUGCAGUUUGUCGGCCCGGUGCGCAGCGAGAUGCAGCGGCUGCUGGCGAAUGCCGGCGAUCUGGAGAAGAUGCUGGCCGAGAACGAAGAAAAGGUCAAUGGCAUUGCAAGGGCAAACUGGAAAGAAAUCGCCACGUGUGUUGGGCUUCAAUAA
Messenger RNA from Linderina pennispora, 993 nucleotides. RefSeq names its product tryptophanyl-tRNA synthetase. The transcript has 2 exons. Gene Ontology annotation, cellular component: mitochondrial matrix; mitochondrion. Gene Ontology annotation, biological process: mitochondrial tryptophanyl-tRNA aminoacylation. Lineage: Eukaryota; Fungi; Kickxellomycota; Kickxellomycetes; Kickxellales; Kickxellaceae. The record is from RefSeq and is a predicted model, not a curated record. Gene Ontology annotation, molecular function: tryptophan-tRNA ligase activity; ATP binding. The coding region runs from base 1 to 993 and encodes 330 amino acids.